AGAUGGACUCUCACGAUGGCUAUAUAUUGGUGCUUCCAACACCUCCCGGGCAGACUGGACUUUGUUCCUCAGACAGCAACCAACAAGCACAAUAACACAAGCACUCGAACCACUUACACCCUCGACGCACAUCGCAACAUCACUUUUGCAUCGCUUUGAGCGAACAAACUCUACAACAACACAUCACCAACCAUCUACCAUUACACACCAACCAUCAAAAUGGCCUUCUUCGCUUCUCGCCCGUCCGCCUCCCUCUACGAGCCCAACUACUCGGGCCUCUUCCGGCUGAUUGACGAGUUCAACAACUACGCGGCCGAGGCCAACGCUUCCGACGCCGACGCCCCCGCCCCCAGCUCCAACAACCAGGCCCUCACCAACUCCACCGGCGGCAACAACAACGGCGUCAGCAACAGAGCCAACAAGCGGCGCUCGCUGCACAACAGCCUGCCCAUCUGGACGCCCAAGUUCGACCUGCAAGAGACGCCCAGCACGUACGUCCUGCACGGCGAGUUCCCGGGCGUCGAGAAGAAGGACAUCCACAUUGAGUUCGCCGACGAGCAGACCAUGUCCAUCCGCGGCCGCUCCGAGCGCGUCCAGACCCACUCCAGCGAGGACGUUGAGGAGGCGACCGGCAAGGACGCCGGUAAGGACGCCGGCAAAGAGAAGGAGAAGGACUCGGGCGCCCAGCAGGAGUCCAACGGGAAGGAGGUGGCCCACCAGGACAAGAGCAAGCAGCAGGUCGGCGCCCAAAGGGAGCAGCGGCCCCAGCUCAAGUACUGGGUCGCGGAGCGCAGCCUCGGCGAGUUCGCCCGCUCCUUCACCUUCCCCAGCCGCGUCGACCCCAGCGGCGUCGUGGCCAAGCUCGACAAUGGCGUGCUAAACCUUGUGGUGCCCAAGGCCGCGAAGCCCCAGGGAAGGAAGAUCACGGUGACGUAAUCCGCUGGACACCAAGGUCGAAAGAUUGUGACUUUUCUUUGCAGGAAAAGCGUUGUUUUACCGGAAUGAGCGUUGAGGUGGUUUUAUCAAGCGCGUGACGAAUAUCGACUGUAAAGCUAGCUGUUUUCAUUGUAUUUUUGCAGUUAAUCAAGUUCGGGUUUGCAGA
Molecule: messenger RNA, 1102 nt
Organism: Gaeumannomyces tritici R3-111a-1
Lineage: Eukaryota; Fungi; Ascomycota; Sordariomycetes; Magnaporthales; Magnaporthaceae
Product: small heat shock protein
Exons: 1
Coding region: 220-936 (238 amino acids)
Biological process (GO): protein complex oligomerization; response to heat; response to hydrogen peroxide
Source: RefSeq, a predicted model, not a curated record